Closterium sp. Naga37s-1 is the source of this 2481-nucleotide messenger RNA. Lineage: Eukaryota; Viridiplantae; Streptophyta; Zygnematophyceae; Desmidiales; Closteriaceae. The record is from the annotation of a GenBank genome assembly.
AUGUCACUAGCCGCGCCAACGCUCCAGCCGUUAGCGCCGCGCUUCCUCCGCCGCUCCCUUCGUGCGCUUCCCCCGAGCGCCCUCCGCGGCCGCCCGCUCACGCUUCCGCCGAGCUACGCGCGCGGAAGCUCUUCCCGUCUCGCGCAGUAUCUUUCUUCGCGCGCGGAGCUCUCUGCAACAUCUGUAUCGGCGGAAGCUGCGCCAGCGGGGGUAUCUGCGGAUGGGACCAGCGCGGAAGCGGAACAGCUGCGGAGCAGCGGGGCUGGGGAGAGCGGGAAGACUCCUAAAGCCGGAACGCUUACUCCCAACGGCCUCAUUCCCCCAUGCGCUCUCCCCCCCCUCCUCCAACCCAUCGCACGGCAGGAAUACUGGGCGGGCGUGGGGUGCGCGGUGCUACAGCCGAGCAGCACGGAGGAAUACUGGGCUGGAGUGGGGUGCGCGGUGCUACAGCCGAGCAGCACGGAGGUGGGAGCGGGCACCAUGAAUCCCGCCACCUUCCUGCGCGUGCUGGGCCCCGAGGCGUGGCGCGUGGCCUACGUGGAGCCCUCCAUGCGCCCCGACGACAGCCGCUUCGGAGAUAACCCGAACCGCGUGCAGCGCCACACGCAGUUCCAGGUUAUUCUCAAGCCAGACCCUGGGAAUGCGCAGGAGCUGUACUUAGGCAGCCUGGCAGCGCUGGGCAUCGACAGCAAGCAGCACGACGUGCGGUUUGUGGAGGACAACUGGGAGUCGCCCGUGCUCGGGGCGUGGGGGCUGGGCUGGGAGGUGUGGCUCGAUGGCAUGGAGAUCACGCAGUUCACCUACUUCCAGCAGGCAGGGGGCAUGCCGCUAUCACCAGUGUCAGUGGAGAUCACGUACGGCCUGGAGCGCAUCAUCAUGAGCCUGCAGGGCGUGGAUCAUUUCAAGCGCAUCGCCUAUGCCCCUGGUGUCACCUACGGGGAGCUGUUCUUGGAGAACGAGAGGGAGAUGAGCUGCUUCAACAUGGAAGAGGCGGACACGGAGAGGGUCAAGCAGCGCUUUGAUCUCUACGACGCCGAAGCACAGGCUUUGAUUGACAAGCAGCUGGCCAUUCCCGCAUUUGACCACGUCCUCAAGACGUCCCACGCGUUCAACAUUCUGGAUGCAAGGGGUGCUGUUGGGGUCACUGAGAGAGCUCGCUUCUUCGGCCGUAUGAGGAGCCUGGCGCGUCAGUGCGCCCAAUUGUGGGUCGACACGCGGGAGAAGCUCGGCUUUCCAUUGGGCCGGGCGGAUGCUGACGUGGCGCAGCCAACAGGCGACACAUGGCCGUCCGCUGACGUGGCGGCGCAGGACGGGGCGGCGAGUGCGGGCGGCGUGGAGGCACGGGAGGGCGAGGGGCGGAUGCUAGUGGUGGAGAUCGGUACAGAGGAGUUGCCGCCUGAUGAUGUCAGCAGCGCUGUUGCCCAGUCCCACCUAUCAGUCCCACCUGUCAGUCCCACCUGCCAUUCUCGUUUCCCUCUCUGCCAGCUGCUAGCAGCCAUCCCACCGCUACUAACGCGCCUGCGGCUGCCAUACGACUCAGUGCAAGUGGAGGGCACACUCAGGAGGGUCGCUGUGCAGUUGCAAGCAGCCAUCCCGCCUCUUCUCACUCGCCUGCGCCUGCCGUACAGCUCAGUGCGAGUGGAGGGCACGCCCAGGAGGGUGGCGGUGCAGGUGGCGGGGCUGGCAGCGUGGCAGCAGCGCGAGCAGCGGGAGGCGCUAGAGGGCUUCUGCAAGCGUAACGCGGUAACCGCAGAGGCGGUAACCACGCGGGCGGACGACAAGGGCGUGGAGUAUGUGUGGGCGAGCGUGAGCGAGGAGAGCCGACCCGCGUGGGCCGUGCUGGGGGAGCAGCUGCCGGCCGUGAUUGCAGGGAUUGCGUUUCCCAAGACCAUGCGGUGGAACUCCCAGGUGGCUGCUCGGCGGCACGAUGGUGCCCUUCCUUCCUUCACGCAACCCCAACCUUCCUUCCUUCACCGCACCCCUGCCCCUCACCACUCCGCACCACAGGUGGCGUUCACCCGCCCCAUGCGGUGGCUGCUGGCCAUGCAACGGCCACACUGUGGUGCCCUUUCACCCAACCCCAGCCUUCGCUUGUUCACCGUAUCCCUCCCCGUCCCUACCCCCAUCCCUCACCCUUCCACACAGGUGGCGUUCAGCCGUCCCAUUCGGUGGCUGCUGGCCAUGCACGGCCACACCGUGGUGCCGUUCGCCUAUGCAGGCCUGGCGUCGGGCAAUGAGUCAUGGCUGCUCAGGAACGCGCCAGAGACACGAGUGCAGGUGAGCUACGUGCUUUCGAUGCUCUACCAUCUGCAGAGGAGUAUGCAGCAGCCAUUGCAGCUGCCGACAUCACCCUCUCCAUUCAGGUGCGCCCCACCACUUUCCCAUGCAUGCACGUGUGCUCUCCCCAUCCACGUGCGCGCAUCUCCCCACCCACUCUUACCUCUCUCUGCUUCCCUUCUCCACUCAUCUCCCAUCUCAUGA